Messenger RNA from Rasamsonia emersonii CBS 393.64, 3414 nucleotides. Its product is annotated as PAB1 binding protein (Pbp1). Gene Ontology annotation, biological process: cytoplasmic stress granule assembly. Bases 1 to 3414 code for a protein of 1137 amino acids. The transcript is spliced from 5 exons. Gene Ontology annotation, cellular component: cytoplasmic stress granule. The record is from RefSeq and is a predicted model, not a curated record. Gene Ontology annotation, molecular function: RNA binding. NCBI's taxonomy places the organism in Eukaryota, Fungi, Ascomycota, Eurotiomycetes, Eurotiales, Trichocomaceae.
AUGGCUUCCACGGUCAACUCGGUGCCAGCUGCCAACAGUGCUUCUGGCAACACCCUCAACUCCUCUACACCUACACAGAACCCUGGUGGCGCCCGGCCGUCUUUGAGAUCAAAUGCGAGUCUGAAGGGGCCCGACGGUGGUCGACGGCAGUCUGGCAGCCCCGGCGAUGGGGCACAAAGACGCUCCAAUUCCCAGAAGGCGUGGACUCAGGGUACGAACCCGAUCACGCAGAAACCUACUUCCUACUCCCAGCAGAACGGCGGUGCCGCCCAUUCGAAGUCGACUACAUCUCCUAAACCGAUGGCGCCCAAAGAAUCGAGUACUGCUGAUAACCAUGCCCACGACCGUCUCCUUUUCCUGCUAACAAGCUUCAUCGGCCUUACUGCAGUGAUUACCACCAAAAAUGGAGAGAAGUUCAACGGGAUCUUCUCCUCUUCUUCCUUUGAGCCCAAUGACUCCUCUAUUACCCUCAAGAUGGUCCAGCGUGUCUCGCCCCAGCCGGAGCAGACCCGUCCCAAUGGAUUGAGCGACGUCGCGAGCCCCUUCCUAGGAUCUCCGCCGGACCAUAGCAUGGCCUUUGAUAUCAAGGAGAUUGCCGACGUCGCCGUGGCCAACGUCUCCACGGCAGACCUCGUUGCCAAGCCGCAGAAUGGUGCUUCCACUGGCUUCCGAACCGAUAGUGAUAUUUCCGGCGGCCUAGCCAUCCGAGGACGAACCCUGCAGCGCUGGGAGCCCAGUGCUACCGACCCCAGCCUCGAAGUUACCCUCGACAGCUCGGGAGCUGAAGGUUGGGAUCAGUUCGAAGCAAACGAGCGACUCUUCGGUGCAACCACCAGUUACGAUGAAAACAUAUACACCACGCGCAUUAAUCGUUCCGACCCAUCAUAUAAACAAAAGGAGGCCGAGGCCGCUCGCAUCGCUCGUGAGAUCGAAAACAGCGAGACGGACAAUCCUCAUGUCAGGGAGGAGCGUGGCCUCACUAUCGAGGGUGAUGAAGAAGAAAAGUAUAGUGGCGUCCGUCGUGACGAUACCAGUUUCCCUCCUCUUCAGUCAGGGCAGCCCAAUAAAUAUACCCCGCCGGCUCGACGGGCCGCUGGCCAGCAGCAACCGGCAGUUUCUCGGUCUUCAGCCGAGCCAUCUGCCCAGGUUGCUCGACCUGAGGCUGCACCUCAGGAACCGCCGGCGUCAAAGACGGAAGUCUCUGAACAAGAAAAGCAAUCCCAACCUGCGAAACCGUCGACAACCUCUCGACCAGGUGUUACCGAACAGAAUGCUGCCGCUGGACAGACUGCUCCCACUGCUACUACAACCGCUGCUGCGGCCGCUACUACGACCGCUACUACCGCCGCUACUACCGCUGCCACUACCACUGCUACCACCACUGCUACCACCACUGCCUCUACCGCUGCUCCUACCACUACUUCUACCACCGCUCCUACCACCACUGCUCCCACCACCGCUCCAAAACGUGCUGAAAAUGCUACCUCGAAUGUGGAAACAGAAGUCCUGGACCACUUCCGGCAGUUUGCCAAUAGUGAGAAAUUGAAGAUGCAGGAGCGCCGGCGUAACCAGGCCUCUUAUGACCGGACCAUUAAACUUAACGAGCUUAUGAAGUUCUCCAAGAACUUCAAGCUUGCCACCCCAGUUCCACGAGAUCUCGUCCCGAUCCUAGCGAAGGACCCCAGCAAGCAAGAAGAGAUCAUUGAGAGAGCCCAAAGGCAAGCCGAGGAAAAAGCCGCGGCCAAAGCGGCGGCGCAAGCUGCUGCUGCUGCUGCUUCUUCUUCUUCUACGUCAUCUGAACAGAAACCUGCUACUACUACACGUGCUCCUGCACCCACUAAUCCUGCCCCUCCAUCUGCACCCCCUCCAUCUGCACCCUCGGACCGCCAGAACUUCUCCCGUGGCCGUCAAGGGUAUCCCUCGGGACCCCAUGUUGGUCCCGGUGGCAGGAUGCCGCAUCAGACCAUGCACCCAGGACGAACUGGUCCGGGCAUGCUCAGCCAUCGCUUGGCUGAUAAUUUGCGUCAGCAAAAAGGUGCGCUCGGUGCAGUCCCGACGCCUCUACCCAUCCAAGACGCACGGGUGCCGCCAUCUGGUCCCUCUGCGGAUCAGUCCGGUGUCAGCAGUCCUAAUAAGACGCAACCACCGACGUCAGCGCCCUCGACGAAAUUUAACGUGAGGGCCACUGAAUUCAAGCCGAAUCCAGCCGCCAGCACUUUCACACCCGGUGCGUCUAUCAGCCCGCAAUCGAGCUCCCGGGGCCGGUCCGUAUCUCGCGCGACCAGUCCGUCCGCGUUUUUCGGCAGCAAGAAGCCUUUGCCUGCUUCUGAGCGGCCGUCCAUCCAGGACCACUUCAACCCGAUCAAACGGAUGAAGAAGGAGAGCGCGGAGCAGACCGACAAGGAUUAUACUUUCAAUGGCGGAAUUCCCCCGCCUUACAGGACUCCUCCUACCUGGGACGUCGCUCCUGGAAAUGAAGAGAAGACGUAUGCGGACAUGUUCAAAGCUCCCGUUGUCAUCCCGUCGAUCUCCCCGCAGGGCCGCGCUUCAUCGAAUCCCCAUCUGCCUCAUCAGCCCCAACUCCCAUACCAUAUCCAACAGGGCCACCAGGGCGUCCCGCCGACGGCUGGACCCCCUCACGCACCGCACCACCUUCAUCCUCAGCAGCAUCAUGGGUCACACUUUGAUGACCAUCAUCGCAUGCAAAUGUCGGCCUCUACAUCACAGGUUUUCCCGUCUCCACGACUACAACACGGCCAAAUGGCCUAUCCAUCCCCGAUGGGUCCGCACGCCCAACUCGCUUUUGGCCAGCCUGUGCCGCAGUUCUACGUUAAUCAAGGAGCUCCGCAGCCGGCGCAUAUGCGCCAAUACCCUGGAGCCCCCCAGUUUGUCAGUCCGCAGAAUGGCAUGGGCGCGCCGAUGAUGGUCCAGCAGCCUUCCAGCGGUCCAUACAUGGGAGUGCCGCAGGGAAUGGCCGCUCCUUACAACCCUCAGAUGCAGAUGUACUCUCCCAGUCCGGCGCAUGCUUAUCCCCAGCAUGCUGCACCACCUCCUCAGCCGCACAGCGGAUAUCCAAGUCCCAGUCGAGGCGCACCGAUGAUGAUGCACCAAGGUUCUCAGCCUGGUCAACCACCACAGCCUGUUAUGUUCAUGAGUCCAGCACAGCCUGGACAGCCGAUGUAUGCGCCGCAGCAGCCGGGUCACGUUCCACCCGUUCGGGCGAGCUACCCACAACAACCUCACUUCUCGUCUAGUCCCCACCAAGUGCAGCAUUAUCCACCUCAUCAGCAUCGCGGCCCGAGCAACAGUUAUAGUCAAGUACCUCAGAUGCCUCCUCAUAUGCCUUCUCAGCCUCCUCCUCCCGCGCCCGCCUCUGCGCCUCACCCUACCGAAACUACUGAGGAGGCGAAAUGA